GAAUCUGUUCUUUUUGCUAUCCAUGUUGGAUCAUAUCCAGAUUCCACCCAUGAUUUUGCAUAGAAGUGGCUCAUCAUCCCCAUGCAAGAAAAUUACCUGAACAUUAAACCCAGUCCCAAUGGUGGAAGAAACAUGUUUACAGCUGGAUAAGCCAAAAUGGCUGUAUACUGUACCAUGUAAGUUUGCUCAUUGGCCUUGUUUGUGCUUUAAUUACUUCUUGAAAUAUCAAGUUACCUUCCAACUCAUCAUGAAGAAAACUGGUUUCCAAUCAGAAGUUGGAUAAAGUGUCAUUUGAGAUCCAAAGAAGUAGUUAAGAGUUGGCUGUCAAAGCAGUCUCUGACUCCUGGGACAGUCCAAGAGCUAUCAAGUAUAGGAGCAUCAAUCAAAUAACUGGGUUGAAGGAGACUGCUCUUAAUGUUCAAUGUAUGAUUUUUGGAAACAUGGGGAGUGCUUCUGGAACAGGUGUUAUUUUCAUUAGGAACCCAAGCACUGGGGAAAAUAAGCUCUAUGGAGAGUUUCUUGUCAAUGCUCAGGCUCGUUUAAACAAAGCUGCGGCAGAUGCCGUGAAGCAACUUCUUCCAGACUACGCAGAGAAUGAUCUAGGAAGUCUUUGCUCAUGGGCAGACCAUGUCAAAUUUAGGUAUCACUGGUCAUCUGCCCUUCACUACAUCGAUACUCCUGAUGACCUUUGCAGCUACCAGUAUAACAGAGACUGCAAGGAUGAAAAUGGAGAGAAGGGAAGGUGUGUAAGUGGGGCCAUUAAAAAUUACACCAGUCAGCUUCUCAGCUAUGCCAUUGCAUCUCAAUCUGAAUAUAACCUCACGGAAGCACUUCUCUUCCUCUCCCAUUUUAUGGGGGACAUUCAUCAGCCUCUGCAUGUAGGUUUUGCAUCAGAUCAGGGAGGCAAUACUAUUGACGUCCAUUGGUACAGGAGAAAAACAGUCCUCCAUCAUGUAUGGGAUGAUAACAUAAUUCAGUCAUCAGAAGAAAGGUCUUACAACUCAAAUGUAGAAGAUAUGAUUGAUGCAAUCCAACAAAAUAUCACGGGUGACUGGCAAGACGAAGUACAGGAAUGGGAGAAAUGCAGCUUCAAUAAUGUGACUUGUCCAGAUGUUUAUGCUUCUGAAAGUAUUAAAGCAGCUUGUGAUUGGGCAUAUAAAGGAGUUACUGAAGGUUCAGUGUUACAAGAUGACUAUUUCCUAUCCCGUCUGCCGGUAGUUAAUUUACGGUUGGCACAAGGUGGGGUUCGAUUGGCAGCCACGCUCAAUAGUAUUUUUGGGUCGGAUGACUCAAUACCUGGUUUUGCUAAAGACGUUCAUAAAAUUUAUCAACAAUAUAAUUGAGGAUAUUGACCAGAUCGAACCUUGUUAUCUUAAAUAAAUGUUUAAUAUGUUUGAGUGAUUAUUUAAUUCAAAACUAUUAUUCAAAUGCAGAACAUAUAUUUCAAAAAAGCUCUCUAGCUAG
Nelumbo nucifera (sacred lotus) is the source of this 1464-nucleotide messenger RNA. NCBI's taxonomy places the organism in Eukaryota, Viridiplantae, Streptophyta, Magnoliopsida, Proteales, Nelumbonaceae. The record is from RefSeq and is a predicted model, not a curated record.